AUGCAAUCCGUUUCCUGUUUGUUUCUUGUUGCGCUGCUUGAAAAUAGAGACGGGCCCCCCGUACGGGCAGGAGCAGCAGUAGCUGCAACUACUACAGUCGAUGUCGAUGCUGUUGGGUUAGGACCUACUGCAGUUCCGUUUACUGGGACAUUGCUUGGAGAAGGGGUGACUGUCGUAUUGCCAUUUGCAGGAGCGCCGUUCACGGCUGGCGCAGGGGUUGUAGAGGCUGUAGAGUUUGAGGAUGGCGGGAUAGUCGUGUUUGUGGGAGCUGUGGGAGCAGGGUUGUUUGUGGGAGCAGGGUUGUUUGUGGGAGGAGGGUUGUUUGUGGGAGCAGGGUUGUUUGUGGGAGCAGGGUUGUUUGUGGGAGCAGGGUUGUUUGUGGGAGCAGGGUUGUUUGUGGGAGUAGAGUUGUCUACGAGAGCAGGGUUGUUUGUGGGAGCAGGGUUGUCUACGAGAGCCAAGAUGGUUUGGGCUGGCCAGGUACACCAUUCUGUUGUCGUCGAUUAA
Paraglomus brasilianum is the source of this 507-nucleotide messenger RNA. The record is from the annotation of a GenBank genome assembly. NCBI's taxonomy places the organism in Eukaryota, Fungi, Glomeromycota, Glomeromycetes, Paraglomerales, Paraglomeraceae.